CUGAGGCUCUUGAGCUGUUCGAGGUCCAAAUGCUGAAGGAAGAACGUCUCUGGCCCGAAGAGUUCAACUACACGGUGCUGAUUGGGGGAUGCGGCAGGGUUGGGUACCUGAAGAAGGCCUUGAAGCUCUACAAUGAUAUGAAAAAGCGAGGCCUGACGCCGACGAUUGCCACAUACACGGCCCUCUUCAACGCCUGCGCAGAGACACCCUGGAAAGACAGUGGUCUGCAGAGCGCCCUUAAGUUACGACAGGAACUGAUCCAAAAGGGCAUAGAGUUGAAUCCGAUUGCGUAUCGCGCAUUGUUGAAAUGCUGUGCUCUGUGUUCGGAUCUCCGCAUGUGCUUGGAUAUCUUAAAGGAAAUGGUGGGAAAUGGCCAUCAAAUCACCACGGAUACUUUCAACAUCCUGCUCAUGGGAUGUAUAAACGACAAAGAGAACGGUUUCCGCUAUGCUUUACAGGUUUGGCAACAGAUGGCAAAGCUGAACCUCAAACCUGAUCUGUACACUUACAACUUGAUGCUGACAGCGGCCAAAUACUGUGGCAUCGGUGACUCUGAGGUGGCUUCUAAAUUGCUACUAAGACCCUCGGGGGAACGCCCAACUCACCUGAGGCUGAAUUCUGGCAGAGAGCAAGGCCCAAAGGGUCAGAGAAAGAAAAGGACGAACGUCCCGGCUUUAAUGUUACCGGAUGUUGAAGCUCUGGAAAAAAACAUGUUCCCAGGAGACGAUUCAAAACCUGAGAGGCCUGAUAGAAACCAAGAUGGCGCCAAGGACAGCGCAAAGUCGGAGUCAAGCGAUCACUCGGAUUUAUCAGACUGCGAUACAGACGGGAGUUUGGUGAUCUCUGAUCAGGGCCAGUUGGUUCCGGAAUCAACAGCAGAAAACUCCUCCUCGGAGCCCGCCCUUCCCCUCCCAAACUUGCUGGAUUUUCAGAGCCCAGCCCCACAUGUGGUUUCCUUAGGGACAGUGGCGACGCCCUCCGAUCGACUGGCCCUGAUGGGAAACAUGGAAGGAUUCUUACAAAAAAUGAAGGACCACAAGGUGGCCGGGAACCUUCGGACGUUCACAUUGCUAGCCGAAAACGUGGAACUCAACAGCCCGUCCGAAUCUUCUUUGUUGGCCGUCAUGGAGGAGAGCAACGUGAAACCCGAUGUGGCUUUUUUUAAUACCCUGAUCAGAAAAAAGAGCAAGAAAGCCGAUCUGGAGGCGGCAAAGAGCUUGCUGCCUUUGAUGUUGCAAAACGGACUUUCGCCGGAUCUGUACACAUUCUGUAACUUGGCCAUUGCCUGCCGCAGACGCAAAGAAGGGAUGCAGUUACUGUCAGACAUGAAGCAAUCUGGAAUAAAACCCAACGUGCAGAUCUACGGCGCACUGAUAAACGCAGCCGUGAGGCGACUGAAUUACACUUACCUCACCGAGAUCCUGAAAGACAUGAGCAGGAACCAGGUGGCUCCCAAUGAAUUUAUUGUUAACAUGCUGGAGUUUGCAGCCCAGUAUCCUCCUAAUUAUGAUAAGUACCAAAAAAAGGAUCACUAUCUAGAGAAAAUUGAUGGCUUCCGAGCUUUCUAUUUCCGUUGGCUUAAGUGGAUGCCUGGAGAAGAAGCCCCACACCCUUGGACAAAAUACCGAUAUAAGAAUUUGGCACAAAGCAAAGAUGGCACCAAGCUGGGACAAGAUCAAGGCAGCGAGGAGCUAAAAUAAAGCAAAUAUUGGUCAUUCAUUAUGGGAUGCUGAGUUUUUUUUUUUUAAAUUGCUUAAUUCUGUACGUAUCUGUUCACAUGAAGCUUAAAUUAACCCCUAGGUUAAUAACAAUUGCAACCCAAAUUUAUAUGGAAC
Molecule: messenger RNA, 1835 nt
Organism: Notechis scutatus (mainland tiger snake)
Lineage: Eukaryota; Metazoa; Chordata; Lepidosauria; Squamata; Elapidae
Source: RefSeq, a predicted model, not a curated record